GAUAUUAUGAGUCUGCAAAGUGAUAUUGCUGAAGUUGGCCAAAAGGAUAUGAGAGCUACUAUAUCGAAUCUUCAGAAAGAACUUCAGGAGAAGGAUAUACAGAGAGAAAAAAUAUGUGCAGAACUUGUUAGUCAGAUUAAGGAAGCUGAAUCUGUUUCAAAGAGUUAUUCACAAGAGCUUCAAAUAGCAAAAUCUCAGAUGAAUGAUUUACACAGGAAGGUGGACCUGAUGGAGGAGGAGCGAGAUUCUCUGGCACACAGGAUAAAAGAACUGCAAGAUCAGGAGUCCAGCUUUGCUGACUUACAGUUAAGAGUUAAAGCACUUGAAGACAUGCUAGCUGCAAAGGAACAAGAAAAUGAGGCACUGAUGCAAGCACUCGAUGAGGAGGAGGCCCAAAUGGAAGACAUGACAAACAAGAUUGAAGAAAUGGAGAGAGUCCUACUUCAAAAAAAUAAAGAUAUGGAGAACCUUGAAGUUUCCCGGGGGAAGACUAUGAAGAAGCUUUCUGUUACAGUAAGCAAAUUUGAUGAACUUCAUCAACUAUCUGAAAGCCUUUUGUCUGAGGUUGAGAAUCUUCAGUCACAAUUACAAGAGCGAGAUACAGAGAUUUCUUUCUUGAGGCAAGAAGUUACAAGAUGCACUAAUGAUGCAAUAGCUUCUGCUCAGAUGGGUAGCAAAAGAAAUACUGAUGAAAUCUGCGACUUUUUGACAUGGGUUGACAAGAUGAUUUCCCGAGUCCAGACGCAUGAUAUGAAUUAUGAUGAUGCAAAAAUUAACCAGAUCCAUGAAUAUAAGGAAAUGUUAGAGAAGCAGGUCGUGUCUGUGGUAUCUGAGCUGGAAGAUCUGCGUGCACUGGCACAGACGAGAGAUUUAAUGUUGAAAGUAGAGAAAGAUAAAGUAGAACAGCUGGUUAGGAAAGAAGAAUUUCUUGAGAACUCUUUGCGUGACAAGGAAUCUCAAUUAACCAUGCUUCGAGGGGCCAGUGACAUGGGGCAACUAGUAAAUUCUACGUCGGAAAUUAUAGAGAUAGAGCCAGUGGCCAACAAAAGGGUAAUGCCUGGAACUGUUGCAUCUCAAGUUCGCAGUUUGCGCAAAACUAAUAAUGACCAAGCAGCUGUUGCGAUAGAUGUGGAUCCUGAGAGUGGGAAACUAGAAGAUGAAGAUGAUGAUAAGGCUCAUGGUUUCAAGUCUCUAACGACAUCAAGGAUUGUCCCACGGUUUACAAGGCCCAUAACUGACAUGAUAGAUGGUCUAUGGGUAUCUUGUGAUCGGACAUUAAUGCGGCAGCCUGUUCUACGGCUUAGUGUGAUCAUCUAUUGGUUUGUGUUGCAUGCUCUUCUUGCGACAUUUGCAGUAUGAGAAGAAUAGGUCCGUUGUCUGAUUUUCUCACUGUGAUUAGUUGUGGAGUCACGGGCAAGAUAGUGCAUUGAUGUCUUCACAAUUUUCUGUAAAUCAUCCAAGUUAGUUUGGCUAGAUUUUGGCUGAUAAUUCAUUAUUUUGCUCAACCAGGAAUUUGUGAUUUGUUAUGUUUUUUUGUGAAUCACGUUCUUGGUUGUAUUCAUAUAGGCAAUCCAUAGCAGUGUAUCCAAAUAUGAGAUUUCAUAGCAGUAGGGGCAUAUGGAUGGGAAAAUUAGUUUAGUGACAGCAGAAUCAAAGAUCUGUAAUUUUUUACUAGUACCCAUUUGUUACAGUUUUUUCUUAAUAAGAAAUGUGUAGGUUGCUUCUUGUACCACAGCAUUGCUUUCAUGUCCUUAUAGUAUUAGGUUUAGGUGCAGCGACAUACACAAGAAAUUGAGCAUAAAAAUGUUUGGAAUUGACCUCUGUUAACA
Nicotiana tabacum (common tobacco) is the source of this 1829-nucleotide messenger RNA. The record is from RefSeq and is a predicted model, not a curated record. Lineage: Eukaryota; Viridiplantae; Streptophyta; Magnoliopsida; Solanales; Solanaceae.